AUGUCGCAUGGAUUGCUUGAUUGGUUAAUGAUCCAUAAAUUUUUUAUACAUGGAGUUUUGGCUUUUGGUAUCUCGCACAUAAUUUAUGCAACCGCUUAUGGAAUGAGACCACUUCGAUUGUUAAUGAUACCAUUUAUGCUGGCACCAGUUAUUUUAUCUUGGGCAAUGUUUUCUUCAGUAUUGUAUAAACCGUUGUCUUAUGUUAUUUAUCUGUACAUACUUUUAACAAUGAUUAUGAUUUGGCGUGCAAUAGCAAGGUUGAAAUUUGACGAUAAAGAAUGGACAUGGACAAGAUUUUAUAGUUUUCUUGGUGGACUUCUCUUUGCUACAUCUGAUUUAUUAUUGGCUCUCGAUCGUUUUGUAACUCCUUUACCAGGUUCUCAAAUAUUGAUUAUGGCAACAUAUUACAGUGCUCAAUUAUUAAUAACUCUAUCAGUUGUUGAUAGUCGUGAAGAUAUUGAAAUUAAUCAUUGUGUCAUACAAGAAACAGACAUCAUCAAAGUUUUACAGGAACAAGGUAAACUAUUAUCACAAGUGCAUAAAGAUGAUAUUUUGGCUAUUUUAACUACUAAACGUCAAUUAAUACAUAAUACAUUUGCCAAUACACAAUUAUUAACAUUACUCAUGGAGAAAAAAAUUCAGUUAGGAGCAAAUAUCGAUUCAUUGUUGAAUAAGACAAACAUUUUAUUAUUCGUUAAUCAACACGAACAACAAAAGCCAAAGAAAAACACACAUCGACAUCGACGGCGAACAAAAAGAGAUCAACAAAAUAGUGAUACUAUGUCAUCUCGGACAAAUUCUUCAUCUGACACGGACAACGAAUCUAAACGAAUAAAAAUAAGUGCAGAUGAAAUACUAAUCAAAAGAAAGCAUACAAUCAAUACCGCACUUCGUAAAUAUUCAUCGGGAUUAAACUAUUACUGGCAUAUUUUAUUGGAUGAAGAUAGUCUUUACGUUGGAGCUCAAAAUCUUCUUUUGCGAUUAAAUCGUGAUAAUAUUGAAGAUCGAUCGAGUCCACUCUACAAAUCUGUUGAUAUACCAUCAAAGCGUGACGAAGUUCAAAAAUGUUUAUCUCAUUCGUUGAAUCAGGCAUUUGAUUGCGAAAAUCAUGUACGUGUCUUAUUGAGACGGAAAACGAAAUAUAAUGAUUUGUUCGUUUGUUCAACAAAUGCAUUUUCACCAAAAAUUUAUUAUUUUAAUCCUGAUUUAACUGAAAAACUUCCAGCUAAAGAGGGUUUUGGUUAUUGUUCACGUGAUCCUCGACACAUCAAUACGGCAUUAUGGUCAGAUAAUGGUAAUCCUUCGAGUUAUGGUUUUAUCUAUUCUGGAGCUGUUAUGGAUUAUACCAAAACGGAACCAAUUAUCUAUCGUCCACCGUCUGAUGACGGCACCAUCAAAUAUAUGAGAACACCGCAAUACGAUAUUGAUUGGCUUAGUGCUCCAGAAUUUAUUGAUUCAUUCGAUAUUGGUUCUUACAUCUACUUUUUCUUUCGUGAAAAAGCCGAAGAACAAAAAUCAUACGAACCUGCUUUGUCUCAUAUCUAUUCACGUGUUGGAAGAGUUUGUAAAAAUGAUAUCGGCUCAGCACCAAUUAUGGCCAAUUAUUGGACGUCAUUUCGUAAAGCAAGAAUAAUUUGUAUGAGUGGAACCUCAGAUACACCAUAUGUAUUCAACGAUAUAAGUAAAUAUUCUUCACAAAGGCUGCGACUUUCGGAAGAGGGAAAAGAUACUGCUCCUUGCUUUUGA
Molecule: messenger RNA, 1746 nt
Organism: Didymodactylos carnosus
Lineage: Eukaryota; Metazoa; Rotifera; Eurotatoria; Philodinida; Philodinidae
Source: the annotation of a GenBank genome assembly